Falco peregrinus (peregrine falcon) is the source of this 3204-nucleotide messenger RNA. It is a transcript of the gene VPS45, whose product is annotated as vacuolar protein sorting 45 homolog. The record is from RefSeq and is a predicted model, not a curated record. The transcript is spliced from 15 exons. Bases 78 to 1790 code for a protein of 570 amino acids. Gene Ontology annotation, cellular component: Golgi membrane. Lineage: Eukaryota; Metazoa; Chordata; Aves; Falconiformes; Falconidae. Gene Ontology annotation, biological process: intracellular protein transport; vesicle-mediated transport.
CCCCGCCCCGGCCGCGCCCCCCGCCGCGGACUACAGCUCCCAGCCGGGCCGGGCCGGGCCGGGCCGCGCCGGGCGCCAUGAACGCCGUGCUGGCCGUCAAGCAGUACGUGUCCAGGAUGAUCGAGGACAGCGGGCCCGGCAUGAAGGUGCUGCUCAUGGACCGGGAGACGACCGGCGUGGUCAGCAUGGUGUACACGCAGUCCGAGAUCCUGCAGAAGGAGGUGUACCUCUUCGAGCGCAUCGACUCCGCGCACCGGGAGCCCAUGAAGCACCUCAAGGCCAUCUGCUUCCUGCGGCCCACCAAGGAGAACGUGGAGUUCCUCAUCCAGGAGCUGCGGAGGCCCAAGUACAGCAUCUACUUUGUCUAUUUCAGUAACGUGAUCAGUAAGAGUGAUGUCAAGUCAUUAGCUGAAGCUGAUGAACAGGAAGUUGUGGCUGAAGUUCAGGAGUUCUAUGGCGAUUACAUUGCAGUGAACCCACACGUUUUUUCUCUCAACCUCUUGGGCUGCUGCCAGGGUCGCAACUGGGAUCCGGCUCAGCUGUCCAGGACAACUCAAGGGCUGACUGCUCUGCUUUUGUCUCUGAAGAAAUGCCCCAUGAUCCGGUACCAGCUCUCUUCCGAGCCAGCAAAAAGGCUUGCUGAAUGCGUGAAGCAAGUGAUCACUAAAGAGUACGAGCUGUUUGACUUUCGGCGCACUGAGGUUCCUCCUUUACUUCUCCUUCUGGACCGGUCUGAUGACGCCAUCACCCCGCUUCUGAACCAGUGGACGUACCAGGCUAUGGUUCACGAAUUGCUGGGGAUUAACAACAACCGCAUCGACCUCUCCCGGGUACCGGGGAUAAGCAAGGAUCUCCGAGAGGUGGUCCUGUCCGCCGAGAACGACGAGUUCUAUGCCAACAACAUGUACCUGAACUUUGCAGAGAUUGGCAGUAACAUCAAGAAUCUUAUGGAGGAUUUCCAGAAGAGGAAACCUAAGGAGCAGCAAAAGCUGGAAUCUAUAGCGGACAUGAAGGCAUUUGUGGAGAAUUACCCGCAGUUCAAGAAGAUGUCGGGCACGGUAUCGAAGCAUGUGACGGUAGUGGGAGAGCUCUCUCGACUGGUUGGGGAGCGGAACCUGCUGGAGGUGUCUGAGGUGGAGCAGGAACUGGCCUGCCAGAACGACCAUUCCAGUGCUCUGCAGAACGUGCGGCGCCUGCUGCAGAACCCCAAGGUGACGGAGUUUGACGCUGCCCGGCUGGUGAUGCUUUAUGCCCUGCACUACGAGCGGCACAGCAGCAACAGCCUGCCAGGGCUGAUGACCGAUCUCAAGAACAGGGGUGUGUCAGAGAAAUACCGAAAGCUAGUGUCUGCUGUUGUGGAGUAUGGAGGGAAGAGGGUCCGGGGCAGUGACCUGUUCGGUCCCAAGGAUGCUGUAGCCAUCACCAAACAGUUCCUCAAAGGACUGAAGGGUGUUGAGAACGUGUAUACACAACACCAGCCUCUCCUUCAAGAAACACUAGAUCAGCUCAUCAAGGGAAAACUCAAGGACAGCCAGUACCCCUACCUGGGUGCCAACACUCUCCGUGACAGGCCCCAAGACAUUGUCGUGUUCAUUAUUGGAGGGGCCACCUACGAAGAGGCGCUGACUGUCUAUAACCUUAACCGCACCAACCCGGGGGUCCGGAUCGUCCUCGGUGGGACCACAAUCCACAACACAAAAAGGAGCCAGACGAAUUGGGGCAAAACUGUGGUGGAGUCAAAGUUUUCAGUUGCUUUCCAUUCCUUAAGUUCAUGUUUUGGAAGGUCGUGAACUCACACCAAAAUGCAGAACCCAGAGAGAUCUUAGGCAUCAGGGCAGGGAGAGAAAAGCCAAGAAUAGAAGUACUGGACUUCGAGUUGAAGGAGUCCGGGAGCCUAACAUGGCUGGCAGUGCCUCCUGACUGCUCCCCUUCUCUGGGCUGAAGGUUGGGAAGAAGUGGCUCCGGCUUCCCCGCUUCCUAAAGAAAAUCCAGAGUGAGGGAACCGAUUCCUUGCUGUUGGUGGCUCCGGCUUCCCCGCUUCCUAAAGAAAAUCCAGAGUGAGGGAACAGACUCCUUGCUGUUGGCCAACAGUUUUACCACCAGGUCCAUGGGCAAGCAGCUCUGGUUUUUUCCUGCAGAAGCAAAUGGAUUUCAAAGAAAUUGGAGGAGAAAGGGUUAAAAAGAUCAAUAAUCGGCUAAAAAUGGAAGAGCAAGACCAGGAGGAACAUCUGGUGCGUGGGGCUGACUCAUCCAGAGCACAGGUUAAGCACAAACCUGCUGUGACUAAUCCAAGGGGAUAGCUAGCCUGACCCACUUACCCAGUUUCAGCGAUAGCCCGGCGGUGCCAGGCGCGGCUGCGGUGUGCUUAGCUGGCGCAGACUGGUGAUGGCCACUGGUCACCGGCUACCUGUGCCUCUGCCAGGGGUGUGCAGGAGCGGCCGCGGUUCCUCCCUACCACAGAGGGAGGGUUGGGAGUAGAGUGGAGAGGUUGUUUCGGAUUCUCCUCGUGAUUUGAGAGCUGCACCCCGAGCAGAGGCUUGCCCAGGUGGAGCUGGAGUAGCUGUGACCACUGUGCUAGGUGCUCACUUGGCUCCUGGCAGGACCCUCAGGGUCCUGGCAGGUAACAACAGCCACAGCACGGUGCGUUUUUACUGUGCUCCAGCUCACCCCUCCGGAGUUUGGUUCUUGGGGGAGAUCUUCUCUGCAGGAGAUGCUCAGAGGUGGUCGUGCUGCCCACUUUUAAGACCUUCCUGAGAUAUAAAGGGACAACAUCUCCCUGCGUCUCCCUCUCCACAUGCAGAAACUUUCUCUCCAGAUUGGAAAUAAACAGGAGUCCCCUUUAAAAAUAAAAGCAAGUCAUUCUCUGUUGAGAACUCAGUCUGCCUGACUCUAAUGCCUAAAAAUAAAACUGGAGGAGGGACAGCUCUCGAGCUGUAAUCACAGCGCUGAAUGACCAGAGCGCAAGCAGUGUUCCUGGACACCUCUUGUAAAUCGGGCACCUGCCCUCCCAGACCGCCCAUUUCAAGUGGUGCGGUGUUGAGAUCUGGAAAUUGGUGCAGGCAUUUGCAUGAGGUUGUGUUUUUUUUAAUUAUUUUUUUUUUUUUUAAACCCCUCAAGAUUCACAACCUGGGCAGGUAGACCUAUUUUAGACCUGUUUGAGGGGAAUCAUGUUUUUGUAGGAUUUAUGGUGUAUCCUGAUUUUUC